UGAAUGUAUUUAAUAAAUCGAACAGCGGUUAUUUUUCGUCCACUGCUUCAACGUCCAUUAUCUCAGCAGUCUCUCGAGAUAGACUCGAUGAAUAUAAUGGAUUGAUGGCUUUUCGGCCUUUUAAGUCAUGGCUUCUCUGAAAUUCUACAUAUCACCAGAUACAUACGAAUCAAAGAAGUUUAAUUUCUCAGUUAACUCUUUGCAACCGUCUGAUCGAUGUUCAAUUUCUUCUUUUAAUGGUUAUUUACAUGUAACUGGUGCCUGUAUUGUGAACCCUUUUAGUAAGCUCAAGCAUAUUAGGGUUUCUCGGAUAGGUACUGAGUUGUCAGACAAUUUUGAACCAAAUCAAGUUGAAGAUUCUGCUAAUUGUAAUGGGUCUGUUUGUGAGAGCUCAAAUAUGCAAAACUCGAACUUCUAUCAGGAAAUUCAAAAGGGUCGAAGAAAUAUUUGGAGGAGGUUUCGGGGUGUAAGGAAAGUAAUUAAAGAUGUCAAUUCUAAGGCAAUUUCUAGAAGGAAUGAUAAUAAACAUGAACAUGAACAAAGGGAUAGUAUAGAUUCCAUGUAUGAUGGUGAAAAUGUGUUUGAUGUUGAUAUUGGUGCUAUUGGGCCUGACUUGAGCUUGGAGCGUUGCAACUUCAUCUUGAAACAGCUUGAGAGGUGUAGUGAUGCCAAAGCUCUAAGAUUUUUUGAGUGGAUGCGAACCAAUGGAAAGUUGAAGCAGAACAGAACUGCUUAUAACUUGGCACUCCGAGUGUUGGCAAGGAGAGAGGCUUGGGAUGUGGCAGAAAUGACGAUUUUGGAGAUGACUGUUGAUUCAGCUUGUGAACUCAACUUUCAAGUUUUCAAUACCCUUAUUUAUGCUUGCCAUAAGAGAGGUUUAGUGGAGAUGGGUGCAAAGUGGUUUCGUUUGAUGUCGGAGAAUGGGGUUCGUCCUAAUGUUGCUACCUUUGGUAUGCUCAUGAGUCUUUACCAGAAGGGUUGGAAUGUUGAGGAGGCGGAGUUUACUUUCUCUCAAAUGAGGGAUUUGAAACUUAAAUGUCAAUCUGCAUACUCAGCAAUGAUCACAAUAUAUACCCGUUUAGGUUUGUAUGAAAAAGCAGAAGCUGUUAUAGACUUCUUAAGAGAAGAUGAGAUACUUCUGAAUGUGGAGAAUUGGUUGGUUUUGCUUAAUGCUUAUAGUCAGCGAGGGAUGUUAGAGGAGGCUGAGCAGGUUUUGGUAUCAAUGCAAGAAGCUGGGUUUUCCCCAAAUAUAAUUGCAUAUAACACGUUGAUCACUGGGUAUGGAAAAGUAUCAAAUAUGGAUGAUGCGCAACACCUAUUCCGGAACCUUGAGAUUGCCGGAUUAGAGCCUGACGAAACAACUUACAGGUCCAUGAUUGAAGGUUGGGGUCGAGCCAACAAUUAUAAGGAGACAAGAUGGUUCUAUAAGGAGCUCAAGCAGUCAGGAUUCAAGCCUAACUCGUCUAACUUGUACACGAUGAUAAAUUUACAAGCCAACCAUGAGGAUGAAGAGGGUACUGUGGAAACUAUUAAUGAUAUGAUAAGAAUUGGUUGUCAGUAUUCCUCAAUACUUGGUAUUCUUUUACAAGCAUAUGAGAGAGCCGGGAGGUUUAAUAAGGUGCCUUCCGUUUUGAAAGGUACCUUUUUUGAACAUAUUCUGAAUAACCAGAUCUCAUGCUCAAUUCUGGUCAUGUCUUAUGUGAAACACAGCUUGGUAGAUGAUACAAUAAAAGUCUUGCAGGACAAACAGUGGAAGGAUCAGGUGUUUGAGGAUAACUUGUAUCAUACUUUAAUUUGCUCAUGCAAGGAGGGAGGUCAUCUUGAGAAUGCUGUCAAGAUAUACACUCAUAUGCCGAAGUCUGACAACAAGCCCAACUUGCAUAUUAUCUGCACAAUGAUAGACAUUUACAGUGUCAUGAACCGAUUCACAGAAGCGGAGGACCUUUACCUGAAGUUAAAGUCUUCUGGCACUGCCUUGGACAUGGUUGCCUAUAGCAUUGUAGUAAGAAUGUAUGUUAAAGUUGGAUCACUUAAUGAUGCUUGCUCUGUUUUGGAUAAAAUGGACAAACAAAAGAAUGUUAUUCCAGACAUUUACCUACUCCGUGAUAUGCUCCGUAUAUAUCAAAAACUUGGCAAAUUAGAUGAAUUGGCAGAUCUGUACUACAAAAUCAUGAAGAUUGGAGUCACUUGGGAUCAGGAAAUGUAUAACUGUGUCAUAAACUGCUGUGCUCAUGCCUUGCCAGUCGAUGAGCUCUCAAGACUUUUCGAUGAGAUGCUUCAGCGUGGUUUUACACCCAAUACCAUGACCUUCAAUGUUAUGCUGGAUGUUUAUGGAAAAUCAAGGCUUUUCAAGAAGGCUAGGAGGGUGCUGUUGAUGGCUAGAAAACAAGGCUUUGCUGAUGUAAUCUCUUACAAUACUAUUAUAGCUGCAUAUGGGCACACUAAGGACAUAAAGAAUAUGUCAUUAACCGUUAGAGAAAUGCAAUUUAAUGGUUUUAUGGUUUCUCUUGAAGCCUACAAUUGUAUGCUGGAUGCCUAUGGCAAGGAAGGCCAAAUGGAGAAGUUUAGGAGUGUGUUGCAGAAAAUGAAGGAAUCAAGUUGUGCUUCCGAUCAUUAUACCUACAAUAUCAUGAUUAAUAUCUACGGAGAGCAAGGAUGGAUUGAAGAAGUUGCGAGUGUAUUGAUGAAACUGAAAGAAACUGGAGUAGGACCUGAUUUGUGCAGCUAUAACACUUUGAUAAAGGCAUAUGGAAUAGCAGGAAUGGUUGAAGAUGCUGUGGGUCUGGUUAAGGAAAUGAGAGAAAAUGGAAUCGAGCCUGAUAGAACGACCUAUAUUAAUUUGAUCACCGCUCUGCGAAAGAAUGAUAAGUUCUUAGAGGCUGUUAAGUGGUCCUUGUGGAUGAAGCAGAUGGGAUUGUGAUGCAAAUCUAGUUUUUUCUGUAUGGUUUUCUGCUCCUUUGUCUCUCCAUGUCCAAUAACAAUUUGGACUCCAUCUCAUACUUCUACACAUCUUCAACUUUUGAUGCCUUUAGUAUGAUCUGUUUUCAUUUAUUUCUGCAUCUGAAUCACCUGAUUUAUAUCUAAUUCUUUCAUUAUGGUGA
Cornus florida is the source of this 3101-nucleotide messenger RNA. Its product is annotated as pentatricopeptide repeat-containing protein At4g30825, chloroplastic. The coding region runs from base 128 to 2920 and encodes 930 amino acids. Gene Ontology annotation, molecular function: protein binding. NCBI's taxonomy places the organism in Eukaryota, Viridiplantae, Streptophyta, Magnoliopsida, Cornales, Cornaceae. The record is from RefSeq and is a predicted model, not a curated record. The transcript has 2 exons.